CGCUUAUCUGCACGGCACCAUGGCUUGCUCCGUUCACUCGCCUCGCUGAGCCGCAGCCGGCCAAGUCACGGUCCGAAGCCGUCAAUCCUCCCUCAUCCUCCUCACUUUCGUCGCGUGAGCACAUUGCCCACCAUCACCAGCCGCAGCCAUGGACGCCAUCAAGAAGAAGAUGCAGAUGCUGAAGCUGGACAAGGAGAACGCCAUCGACAGAGCCGAGCAGGCCGAGUCGGACAAGAAGGCGGCGGAGGAGAAGACCAAGCAGCUCGAGGAUGAGCUGGUGGCUCUGCAGAAGAAGCUCAAGGGGACAGAGGACGAGCUGGACAAGUACUCGGAGGCCCUCAAGGACGCCCAGGAGAAGCUUGAGGUCGCCGAGAAGAAAGCGGCUGACGCCGAGGCUGAUGUGGCCCUGUAA
Messenger RNA from Lethenteron reissneri (Far Eastern brook lamprey), 412 nucleotides. RefSeq names its product tropomyosin alpha-1 chain-like. Lineage: Eukaryota; Metazoa; Chordata; Hyperoartia; Petromyzontiformes; Petromyzontidae. The record is from RefSeq and is a predicted model, not a curated record.